Messenger RNA from Globicephala melas (long-finned pilot whale), 2227 nucleotides. RefSeq names its product ALK and LTK ligand 1 (gene ALKAL1). Gene Ontology annotation, molecular function: receptor signaling protein tyrosine kinase activator activity; receptor tyrosine kinase binding. The record is from RefSeq and is a predicted model, not a curated record. Lineage: Eukaryota; Metazoa; Chordata; Mammalia; Artiodactyla; Delphinidae. Gene Ontology annotation, biological process: positive regulation of ERK5 cascade; positive regulation of ERK1 and ERK2 cascade.
AUGCGACCGGCGAGGCUAAGCGCCCGGCUGCCCGCGCUGCUGCUGCUGGCGCUGGUCCUGUCGCCGCGCGGGACCCAGGGGAGGCCCGGGGGCCGCAGGGGCGCGCGCGUCGCGGGCGAGGAGCCGAAGCCCUGGCUGUCCCUCCCCGCGGCCUCCCGGAGCGCAGGUAAGCAGCCCCGCGGGAGCAGGCAGUCAGAAAUAUUCCCAAGAGAUUUGAACUUAAAAGACAAAUUCAUAAAGCAUUUCACAGGGCCGGUCACGUUUUCAGCCGAGUGUAGCAAACAUUUCCACAGGCUCUACCACAACACCAGGGACUGCUCAACGCCAGCUUAUUACAAAAGAUGUGCUAGAUUGCUCAAAAGAUUAGCAGUGAGUCCUCUGUGCUCACAGGCAUAGAAGACCUACGUGUAUUUCUUAAGAAUGUAAAUCUAAUUCGAAGGAAAAAUAGUACCUGGAAUCGUACUAACUGUAAAAAAGAGAUAAACUUCUAAUUUUAUGGUGUAUUAAGAUGAGUAAAAUAAGAGACUUCUCAGAAAUAACUGUUGAGCUGUGUCCUAGCAUAGGAUGCGAUCUUCCUUGGUUUAUUUUGGUGUAUAUAGUAAUUUGAAAUUUUUUAAUACAAAGUUUAAUUCACAUAUUGCAAAUAGAAUAUUAAAAUUUAUGCUAUUCUACUUUAUUUUUGCUAUAUAUAUUAUUUUCUUGUAUGGUUAACAUUCCAUAGAUGUAGGAAUUAUAUAUUUAAUUAUGUAAAUUAUGUCUGAGCAUGCCAAAGAGAAAUGAUAUUUUCGAUAUGAUUUUUUGUAACAUGUUUGUUGAAUAAUCAUGUACAAGGUCCCCUUUUAUAAUUCUAAUUUAAUAAUAUUUAAUACAUUUAUUCAGAAUUUGUUACUUUUAUUUGCAUUCAUCUGAAACGUGAAUUUUGUUCAAACUGAAAUAUGAAAAAUCUGUGUUUUCUUGAAUUAAAGACAUUUGUAGCAGAGCUCAUACUAUUGAAAUAAGAUUACCAUAUAUGUAUACAUGUGUAAAUAUUCAUUUUCUGAACUGAUAGCUGAGAUCCUGAGACCAUUUAUGUCUUUUUGAACUUGGAGCAUAUGGUAUUGCUACCUUAAAUAAGAAAAAGUCCAAAUGAACUUGGUGAGGAGAAGAAUGUGUGGGCACCUGGGAGCUCUGUUUAGAAAAUAACAAAACGCCUGAUGCAUUUAAUCAGUUUCAUUUAAAAACAAUGAUGUAAAAAUGAGAAACCUAAACAAAAUAAGAGGAAACCCCACCCUUUUAGAGGUCCUCGUGCAUGACCCCGUGCAGGCUAAGAACUGCCGACUUAACUGACUGGAGCCUGGAGAUCUACGGAUAGUGUGAGAUGCAGAAAGGCCUCAGACAGCCCCGGGGAGCAGCCUCUGGAGGAUGGAGAUGCCGGUGAUGCUAUGGCCGUGCACAGAACUCCAUUUUGCUUAACCCAGUGGAUCUUUUCCAAGUGUCAAGACAAAGACCAGAUGACUAAACACCUUCUGUCAACAUUGGAAACCAACCACAAUCUCGGCAAAUCAACAUUUAUUACUGAUUUACAGAAACUGGCAUUUCUCCAUUAGCUGUUUGAUUUAUUUAAUCCUCAUGUGAUCCCGUGCGAUGGAUAUGAACUCACUGACAAAAGUACACAGAGAAAGAGGAACUGUGUGGAAAGGCAGGUGGGAACAGGCAAUUUCAGCCUUUCUGGAGCUAUGCGGCGGAGUCUUUCUCGCCUUUGAAGCUCUGGGAGAGAAGAUGGUAGUUGUGUUCAAUCCUGUGGCAUGUUCCUCGUUCAAGGCACGCUCAGGGCCACCAGCGUUGCUGUGGGAAAGGCGAAUCCCUGGGAUGCGAGGCUUGUGAAAAGCAAAACAUCUUCGCAGAGAAUUUUCCAUGUUAAUCUGAGUAGCCUUUUUUAUCGUCACGCUGUAACGCAAGGAUAGAAUGGAGGCGUUCAGAGCAAGAAGCCAGGACGUUUGGGGUCGAGACUGUUACUAACAAGCUCAGCAGGUCACGCCCCUCGCAGGGGUGGGAGACGGAGAUUUCCUGCUGGUGCAUCACCUCUUCAAGGACACAGGCACCACUUCUUUUGCUCUCCUGCCAAGUAACUACAUCAGUGUUUCAUACUAAUAGCUGCUCAAUCCGUUUUCUAACAAUCAUAAUACAAAAUGACAUUAUAUAUGUUAUACAAUAAUAUAACAACAGUAAUACAUGGUUAAUAGCUGCU